GGGGCAAACAGCACUUCGAGGCAGUGGCUUAAUUAGUUGGCUGCCAAGGCCCGGAAGGAUGGGAAUCCUGGGAAAUAAUUCUCCCCUUACGCAUGGGGUAUGAUUCGGGGAACGCGGGUUGAGCCGGAAAGCGGUUUUCUUGCAUUCAAUUUCUGCAACUUAUGACCAGCGACUCAUGGGGGGUGCAGCAGCUACUGCACAGUACCAUCACAUGAGGGCCAGGCCCGGCCCGGCGGGGUUAGCAUACAACAUCGGGAUUGUGACGCCUACGUCUGUCGCACACCAAGUCUUUUGGGAGAUAACCCCAGAAAAACCUUGGCUUUAUUGAACCUAGGAGGUACUUCAAUCCAGCAGUCAUGUUGUUCGAGCAGGACCGACGCCUUGUUUACCAUUUCGAUGCCGAACAGGUUUGGAUCGAGCCAUGGGGUGAGAACGCUCUGAGGGUGAGGGCUACCAAGGCCAGCUGCAUGCCCGACGAGGACUGGGCGCUGCAGAAGCCGGCGUCAUUCGUGCCUCAAGUCUCGAUCGGUGCGGACACGGCUUCUAUCACGUGCGGCAAGAUCAAGGGCGUCAUGUCCAGGGCUGGGAAGCUGUGCGUGUUCAACUCAGACGGCAGGCUCUUGCUCGAGGAAUACGUCCGCAACCGGCGCAACCAGCUUGACCCGAAAUGCAGCGCAAUCGAAGUGGAAGCGCGAGAACUCAGGCCGAUUCUCGGCGGCGACUAUCAUCUCACAGCGCGAUUCGAGUCUCUCGACCCCGCGGAGAAGAUAUUUGGGAUGGGCCAGUACCAGCAGCCUCACCUCGACCUCAAGGGCCAGGACCUAGAGCUUGCCCAUCGCAACUCGCAAGCAAGCGUACCAUUCGCCCUCUCGUCCUUGGGCUACGGCUUCCUGUGGAAUAACCCAGGCAUUGGUCGUGCUGUUUUCGGUAAGAAUGUCAUGACCUUCGAGGCAUUCUCGACCACAGUGCUUGAUUACUGGAUCGUGGCGGGAGACACCCCGUCCGAGAUAGAAGAGGCAUAUGCUCGGGCAACGGGGACGGUACCGAUGAUGCCCGAGUACGGCCUCGGGUUCUGGCAGUGCAAGCUUCGAUACCAGACGCAGGACGAGCUGCUCGAUGUUGCUCGGGAGUACAAGCGGCGAAGCCUGCCAAUCGAUGUUAUCGUCGUCGACUUCUUCCACUGGCCGCGACAGGGCGAGUGGAAGUUCGAUCCGGUGUACUGGCCGGAUCCAGACGCAAUGGUGCGGGAAUUGAAGGAGAUGAAUAUCGAGCUGAUGGUAUCCAUCUGGCCCACGGUCGACAAGAAGUCGGAGAACUUCCACGAGAUGCUGGAGAAUGGCUACCUUGUCCGCGUCGACCGGGGUAUCAGAACCACAAUGGACUUCGAGGGGGACACAAUAUACUUCGACCCCACGAACCCCGCGGCUCGCAGGUACGUCUGGUCCAAGGCGAAGCAGAACUAUUACAUCAAAGGCAUCAGGGUCUUCUGGCUGGAUGAGGCCGAGCCCGAGUAUGCGGCCUACGACUUUGACAACUACCGCUACUACCGGGGGCCCAACCUCGCCAUCGGCAACAUCUACCCCCGCGAAUAUGCCCGCACCUUUUACGAAGGCAUGGCAGCGGAGGGGCAGGACGGCGCUGUCAAUCUCCUUCGUGCCGCCUGGGCCGGCAGCCAGAAAUUCGGGGCUCUCGUGUGGAGCGGCGACAUUGCGUCUUCCUGGGGCAGCCUCCGCAACCAGCUUGCUGCGGGCUUGAACAUGGGCAUCGCGGGCCUGCCCUGGUGGACGACCGACAUUGGCGGCUUCCACGGCGGCGACCCCAACGAUGAGAGAUUCCGGGAGCUUUUUGUCCGCUGGUUCCAGUGGGCCGCCUUCUGCCCCGUCAUGCGGCUCCAUGGCGACAGGGAGCCGAGACAGCUCCAAAUUGGCACGACGGGCGGUGCGACCUGCCGGAGCGGCGCGGCCAACGAAGUCUGGUCGUAUGGGCCCGACGUUUACGGCAUCUGCAAGAAGUACAUGUUUAUCCGAGAAGACCUGAGGGACUACACGAGAAAGCUGAUGAGAGAGGCGCACGAGCGCGGUACGCCCGUCAUGCGGCCGUGCUUCUACGAGUUCCCUGACGAUGCGGUGUGCUGGACGAUAGAGAGGCAGUACAUGUACGGAGAUCAGUACCUGUGCUGCCCUGUCAUGGAGCCUGGCCAACGAAGGAUGUCGGUGUAUAUGCCCUCUCUCGUCAAGGGCCGGUGGAAGGCAUUUGCUCGAGAUACCGUCUAUGAUGGUGGAUCCGUCGUCGAGGUCGAUUGCCCAUUGGACGAGAUGCCGGUGUUUCUCAAGCAGGACGUGGAGUAAUUGUAAUUAUGAAUUAGUUUAGCAGGCUAAGGUCGGGGGACUUGGUCAAGCUGGAAAGAGGCUGCUGUUUCCACUUGCUCGAUGAUUCCAACAUAAUAGCAGACCUACUUCCGAGAA
Molecule: messenger RNA, 2465 nt
Organism: Phialemonium atrogriseum
Lineage: Eukaryota; Fungi; Ascomycota; Sordariomycetes; Cephalothecales; Cephalothecaceae
Product: glycoside hydrolase family 31 protein
Exons: 2
Coding region: 357-2348 (663 amino acids)
Biological process (GO): carbohydrate metabolic process
Molecular function (GO): hydrolase activity, hydrolyzing O-glycosyl compounds; carbohydrate binding
Source: RefSeq, a predicted model, not a curated record